UCCAUCAAAGAUGGCCGACAUGAGCUUGUUCUGUAGACCUCGACAAUUCUUUGAUUGAUGGGCUUCGUGCUCCAAUGAGUACCACAAUGGACUUACGUAUUUCCGCUGAUGCUGACAUAAAGCGACUACGGGAGAUGGUACARAAGCUAGAGGAGAAAAAUGCCGCUAUAAAAACCCCGGAGAGUCCCCGACUWGGUAGCGAACAGUCGUCUAGUUCGAGCCCUGUAUCCAAAUAUAAGAGCGAAAAAAUGAGCUCUAGUCCUGUUCUAGAGAGAGUUGCUGUGAGAUUACACUUAGAUGAUGUUCCUUUAAUGAAUUUGAGUGAUGCUGACUCCGAAGARGAAGAUUCAUGGUUGUAUACAUCUUCAGUCCAUCCUCCAACACCAGCUCAAAAGUCUCUGUCCCCGUACAAAUACCUAAAACAGAGUAUAGACCAUCAGAAUGAUUUGAAUAAAGUUAGAGGSUCUUUAAUGGCCAAACUUGAAUCAAUAGCUGCCCAAGAAGAAUCAUUAGCCAGACAUGAUGCUCCACCAAAAGAAACUAGCACAUCAAACUUGAAUAGGACUUAUGAUGUUCAUGAAAGAUCAAGUAAUCAUUAUGAUGAUGAUUUAGAACCACUAGAAAUAAGUGGUAGUGAUACAUAUCCUAUAAGAAGAAGAGGAACACCAUCUAGACCACCACAAACUAAAUUGUACAGACCAUGGGAGAAUCUGUCUCUUGGUGAUGAUGAUGAUGACGAUGAUGACCAAUCAAUGGAAGCUCCAAUAGUUCGAAGAGGGACAUUUACAAAGCCUGUUGCACGUAGAGGCCAAUCCCCAAGAUCACAAGAUGACGUUGAUGCAGGUGUAGUGAGGCCAAGAGGAAGGAGUGCAAUAGAGACAMCUGGAAGUGAUGAUGAAGAUUUUGAUAGUGCUCCAAUUGUAAGACGACGAGGACCCAAAGCAGCAGUAACUCCUCCUGUUAUGACCAGUGAUGAUAUUCCUGUAGUCACUAAAGUCAGACCAAGAGGACAAGCAACACAGAGUCUUGCUGUUACUGUUCCUAGUGAUGAUGAUGAAGAUGUUGAAUUAGAUGCUCCUGUGGUUCGAAGAAGAGGRGCGGGGCCAUCUGGGCCUGUAGCAAGAAGUAGUAUAGGAUCACCACAACUCGCAUGGCAGGGUGAUAAUGAUGAUGAAAACAUGGGUCCAGUGCGCCCACGAAGGCGUGGAACCCCUAAAAACGACGAUGACGAUGCUGACUUUGAUGUUCCGGUUGUUAGAAGACGUGGGCCUCCUUCUCCAAGACCGGCAGACGAUAGCUUAGUCGUGACGACAGUUCGUCGACGUGGAGCGCAGCAAGACGGACAUAUCCGACCGAGAGGAUCUGGGUUACCUUCACCUUCACAAGGAGGAAUUCCAACUCCAGGUAAAAAAUCCACGCCGGCAUCACGACUAAGAAUGUCUCUCGACACUGAAGUUAAAAGACGAAGUUUACCGCAAGUUCCAUCAGAUAGCAUGAUGGUACAUCCACGUAUCUCGGGUUCCAGUACUCCACCAAGAGUGCGUUCWUCAUCACCUGCCGGGGGCGUGGUUCCACGUGGUAGCAAAUUAGYAGCGCCAAGACGAAUCCCAACGCCUCGAGCCGCUAGCUCUUACUAUGCUCCAGAAAGCGACCAAAAUUGGCAAGAAGGCUGUUAUUAAACCAUAGCUUUGCAGUCAAAUCCUGCAGGAACAGGAACCCCAUCAGCCUUGAAUCAGAGACUGUCGGGUACCGUAUAAGGCCGUGCAUGAUUGGCUAACAUCGGAUAACUAUGGUCAAUCAGGUUAUUGUACUAGUAAAGAAUCGGAAAUACAUAAGKGGAUUUAAACGUGUACUUACUGCACUAUGCUCGGGAUCAUUCAAAGCAAAUUCACAAAAAAAUGUGGUUGUUCGUUUAAAACCUCUUAUGAAUUUCUGACUGAAUUAAACGUAGCACCUGGUAGCUCGUUAGUGCGUUUGUUAGGGAACGUAAACGUUGUUUUCACAUUUCAAAACAGCACCAUGCAUGUGCGUAUCUUACGUAUAUUUAACAUUACGUCUGGCCAUAGUCUGGCAGCUUGUUAGUGCGGUAUUAUGCAACGUAAAUGUUGUGUUUUCACAUUCAAGAAUAGCACCAUGCAUGUGUGAAGCUUACCUUUAUUCAAGUUAGAACCAUUUUACAAUGUUUUACCAUGCAUUUUAGCAUUAGAUCGAGUCUAAGUUUAAAUUCCCCUAUGUCAUUUUAUUGUGUUUUUUUUUUUCAUCUUGGUGCCCAUAAUCCAUUGCGUUUACUUGUAUAAUGUCUUGAUGUGACGUCAUAGUGAAAGAGGACGAUUCUUUUUGAGUUCUUAUCUGUGAUUUGGUUAAUGAUCUCUUGACCAGAAAAAGUAAAGAUCAAGGGAAACAAGGAAAAGACUUAUAACAAAUAUGUGUUCCACUAUAAGCUUGUCCUCGUUCUUUUCCUGAUCCCCACUCUUUUACGAGAGCCUUGAUGGCCGAUAUUUGUGAAACUCUGAUUUAUUAAAGAUUUUAUCAGUGUUUUUAUUAUUUAAAAGUCAUUUUUAUUAUCAUUUGUUUGCAAACCUGUAAAAAAGUGCCUUCUGCGCGACAAUUAUUAGGAUUUUAACCUUCCACCAGUAGUUUAUAAUUGGACGAUGAUAGUUCCUAAAAAUAGUCCAAAGACAGAUUAUAGUGGAAACACUAACUCAAUACUCCAGUUUCAAGUUCUCUUUUGUGCAAGCUUAGUUUCUUGAUCAAGCAUAAAUUGUUAUUGUCUUCUUUGUGCACAGAAUGUUUGCAUUACAUUAAAUUCUCUGCUGAAUAAAAAAAUAUAUUACAUGCUUUCGASGUUAAGGCUGCACAAAUAAGAUCUCGAAACUGCAGUAUUGGUAAAUAAUAUAUUUUCUGACGUAAAGCAUGUGAUGUCCAGAUUAUCAUUCUCUUCCCCAGACCCUAUUUCUAGUUUUCACGGACGUGGCUAAGUUGGGAUAGGGUCUGGAGACGAGAUUARCUCUUAAUUUACAGUUUGGGCAUGCUCGUACUAAACUGUAACUUAUUUCUAAAGACCCGUUUACACUUGCGAUUUUUUAAGCGCGAUUGUAGCGACUAUCGCCUGAGUUUCGAACAUACUUGAAAUUUAGCUGCAACUCGCGGCGAUUUUCGAUCGCCGCGACAAUCGCAGGACUGUACGAUUUGAGACUUGUCGCGCGACAUUUGCGCUGCAAAAAUCACAAGUGUAAACGGGSCUUAAGAUUUAGUUCACACGGCGUUUUUCAAAUAUAUUCAUGGACAGCGUAUCGCACUCUGUGGAAUACAGUGCAUUGAGACAAUACAGUAAAGCUUCAAUCGACUUAAAUGUGCUUUUUCAAAUAAAAAUAUAUAAGUACGCCGUUUGAACUUUUAUCGUUGAUUUUAAUCGCGGUUACCAAAUCACCGACAAUUUUUCGUUUUUUUAGAAGUUAGCAAUUUUAAAAUUCUAGGAUAUUAUGCUAGCAAUGAUGCUGCAAUCAGUAUAUAGCGCAUUUUUCACAAUGUCAUAACCACGGAUUGAACUUAUUUAUAAUGCGCUUGCUCACCUUAAUUUUGCAAUAAUAAUAAGAGAAUGAAGAAUGCUUGAUGGGAGACAAUCGAUAGUCAUUGGUUGGUUUCUUGUGCUUUGAUCACAUUCGUGGCCUUCCUAAAGUUACAGUACGCAUAGUAUUAUUCGAUACAAACUUUUGUUCAUCGUGCCAAAUUGGGGUGUUGUUUGUAGUACUAAAGCAAGACCACAAUGCACCAUGAUUUUAAAUUUUAGAGAAAAAAAAGCAUUCUCUUUAUUCUCUCAACAACUUUUUGCAAAUAGAAAAUGUCGAACGCUGACCGAUAAUUAGGUGUUUUUGCUGCCGUCAAUCAUAGCUUCGAACUUCAUCGAACUACUUAUGAAGCUAAAAAUUGAAUGGAGUGUGAAGUUCUGUUCGGUUUGACUGGCGGGAAAUAUGAUCACGCUAAAAGACCCUCGCAAACUUGGAUAAUGAGGAGCUUUGAAAAAUCUCGCCAUCUCAUUUCUUAUUAGUAAUAUUUUCAUUAGUGCAAAGUAUCGUUAGUAAAAGUUUUCAGAUAAAGUGGGUAAACUGCGCUUUGCCGUAGCCUGCAUUACAUCCAGAAUUUUAUCGAACAAUUCCGAUAAAUAUAUAUUCUGGUUGAAACGCGGACUACGUUGAUCGUUAGUAUUUAUUAUAAACAGGAAAUUUGUCCAGAUAUUAGGACCAAAAUAAYAAAGCUGUAAAUAGAAAGAAAUGAAAAUAAAUACAUGUUAAAGUC
This is a messenger RNA of Exaiptasia diaphana, 4296 nucleotides long. RefSeq names its product SLAIN motif-containing protein 2. Gene Ontology annotation, cellular component: microtubule plus-end. Bases 75 to 1679 code for a protein of 534 amino acids. The transcript has 15 exons. The record is from RefSeq and is a predicted model, not a curated record. Gene Ontology annotation, biological process: positive regulation of microtubule polymerization; microtubule nucleation; cytoplasmic microtubule organization. NCBI's taxonomy places the organism in Eukaryota, Metazoa, Cnidaria, Anthozoa, Actiniaria, Aiptasiidae.